AUGGCGUUGGACUUCGUAGCAGGGUGUAUAGGAGGUUGCGCUGGUAUCAUAGCAGGUCAUCCAUUAGAUACUUUGAAAGUACACAUACAGUCUGGGAGAGGUGGUGCAUUAGAAUGUGCAAAAUCUAUGUUGAAAGGAGGAACAUUAGCUAGUGCUUAUAGGGGGGUGGGAGCUCCUUUGGGAGGAAUAGCAGCUGUAAAUGCGAUUGUGUUUGGAGCAUACGGGAACACUAGGCGGGCUUUACCCAAUCCGGAUUCCAUAUACACACAUGCAACGGCCGGUGCGGCCGCUGGCAUGCUUCAAAGCUUCGCAUGUGCCCCAGUGGAAUUAGUGAAGACACGACAGCAACUUGCUAAAUCUGGAGACGGCAUGCCAACCAGAGCUUUAUCAGGAGCACGAUAUAUUUACAGGACUGGAGGUUUCAGAGCUUUGUUUCGUGGACAAGGAGUGACAAUAGCCCGUGAUUGCCCGGCUUUUGCAAUUUAUUUUGGCUCAUAUGAAGCAAUGACACGUGGCGAUUUAAGUGUAACGAAAGUUUUUAUUUCGGGAGGUGUUGCAGGUGCAUUGUCGUGGGUGUGUUUAUAUCCUAUCGAUGUAGUAAAAUCAAGACUGCAAGGUGACGUGAUAGGCCGGUACGCAGGGGCUUGGGACUGUUUCGUACAGUCAGUGCGAACAGAUGGUUGGAAGUGCAUGUCACGCGGCAUUAGUGCGGUUGCUAUAAGAGCUUUUAUUAGUAACGGUGCGUGUUUCACUGCAGUGGCGUGGACGGAGCGUGUAUGGCAAAGCAUGGCUAGCGAAGCUAGUGUAAAGACAUUUGGACCGGCAAGAAUUAGCGAAGCAGUUUGUCAGGAUAACAAAGAUCGACAAUACGACACGUAA
Messenger RNA from Arctia plantaginis, 879 nucleotides. The record is from the annotation of a GenBank genome assembly. NCBI's taxonomy places the organism in Eukaryota, Metazoa, Arthropoda, Insecta, Lepidoptera, Erebidae.